AUGUUCGCAUACGCACUGUCCCUGGCCACUGCCCUCCUCGCUGGCACUUCGCUCGCCCUCCCCAUCUUACAGUCCCGCUGGAAUACCAGCGCAUCCUGCGUCGGCCUGCCCGACGGCUCCACCGCCUCGCCGUCAUACAACUUCACGCUCACGGCAUACAACCUCAUGCAGUCCAACGCGAACGACAACAGUGUGCCGCUCGUGCUCGCGUGGGGCCCGCCGGGUACUAGCCCUGCGGCAAGUGAAUGGGUCAUCUCGAUGCUUUCAUGGACGUACGAGUCGUGGGGCUCAAAUGAGUGGCCGUACUUCACGUUGACGGGCGGCGGGCUCUACCCCCGACCCGGCUCCAGCGAGAAUGGCCUCGGAGCAUGCGACUUUGCUAUCAACGAGGGCGACGAGGUCCAUUUCAUCAUCAGUAUCGCCGAGAGCAACCCUGCGGUCGACGAGAUAUACUGCGCAGCGGUGACUGUCCUCGCAGUGAACAACGACGCAGAUAACUUCUCGCUCUGCCUCGCCGGCACCCAGAACAAUCUCGUCUAUGCGCCGAGCACGAACAACACGCUCUACACCUACGACUCUUGCUACCCCGUGCGCGUAUAUCUUCUUCCCUACGAGGGCUGA
Molecule: messenger RNA, 621 nt
Organism: Laetiporus sulphureus 93-53
Lineage: Eukaryota; Fungi; Basidiomycota; Agaricomycetes; Polyporales; Laetiporaceae
Exons: 3
Coding region: 1-621 (206 amino acids)
Source: RefSeq, a predicted model, not a curated record